Pieris napi is the source of this 2887-nucleotide messenger RNA. Its product is annotated as cytochrome P450 6k1-like. The transcript has 11 exons. Gene Ontology annotation, molecular function: oxidoreductase activity, acting on paired donors, with incorporation or reduction of molecular oxygen; heme binding; monooxygenase activity. The record is from RefSeq and is a predicted model, not a curated record. Lineage: Eukaryota; Metazoa; Arthropoda; Insecta; Lepidoptera; Pieridae. The coding region runs from base 1143 to 2639 and encodes 498 amino acids.
UGCGGCCACGGAUAUACUGGUGGUCCGAAGGCGUUACAUCCUCCGACAGGACCCUCGUCCUGGGCACAGCAUGAGAUGGAAUCGUGAACGUGACAUCCACAAUCGAUUCACCAUUUCGGGUAUUGCGUAGGGCUCGGAAAUGAUGACAAUGUUGAUAUUCCACUGCGCCAGACUCUGGUACAAUAGGUUUUCAUAACGUCCAUACGCGCAUUGUUACGCGGAGGCUUUAUUCUUUAUAGGUGGCGAGAGGCGCCUGGGUACCCUAACGCUUAGAGCUGUGCAACUUUUGCCACCCAGCCUGUGCUCAGCUUUUCUAUCGGCCUCGUCGCACAGUAGAUCCAAGCAUCCGCAAGGAAAUAUUAUUUAAAUAAUACUUAACUAACAAGAUUUUAAUAAUUUAUAAUAAUAUCUGGAUUUUGUUUUUAUUACAAUGAUUGAAUGAUAAGCUAAGCAAGAUAUCGAAUUUUUGUUAGAUAAAUAUUGAUAAAAACUUUACUUGUAAUUGACAGAGGCCAUUUGAAUAUCGGAUACAAGAUAAUGAAUAAAAGUGUCUGGCCGUGCUAGAUAUAAGUAUUUACCACGUUUCGUGUCAUGGAAUGUUGAGAGUUGUCGACGAAAAUAUUUUAAAGGUGCCGUGCAACGAUCACCAUUAGAGAAGUGACCGUUCUUAAUCCAUAUCGGGCUAAUAGAAAUACAUACAUACAGUAUUCUAAAAAAUGCAGAAACAAACAAGGGGAUUACUCGCGGAUUAUAUGGAUAUACGGCAAGGUGACUAAAUCCGUCCACAAUGCUGGGUGGGUAAACUAGUCCGGGUUGUUACAUAACACAAUGUAGCAAAUGUCAAAGAUACCGUUUUUAUUUUUUUAUGAUUAAUUUCGGAUUCAGAUUCGAAACCCUCCAAUAAUAAAUCAACAACAACAUAAUAAAGAAAACAUUAAGAAACUCUACCCAAGCAAAACGUCAACACGGAGAUCCCAACCUCCAGACACAAGAAUAUACAUUGCUACCCUAAACGUAUUAACACUAAGAUCAGCUGAAAGCUUAUCGGAAUUGUCAAUAGCAUUACAAAAUACUAACUGGGAUAUUAUCGGCAUGAGUGAAUGGUGACACGGUAAACAUUGGUGGGAAUAAAAUUUGAAAUAAUGAUUGGUGUGCUUAUAAGCGCAAUAGUGGUGUGUCUAGUGACAUGGGUAUACCUGCGUUGGAGAAGCGUGAAACAAUAUUGGGCAGAGCGUGGAGUACCAUUUCUACCACCACAUCCAAUAUGGGGAAGCUUGACAUUCUUACUUAAAAAGAACACGGGCACGUGGAUGAUCGAAAUGUAUCAGCGUUUCCCUAAAGCACCCGUCGUCGGGAUCUGGCUGUACUGGAGACCAGCUCUGAUCAUCAACUCACCGGAAUUGGCGAAACGGAUCCUCCUGAAGGACAACUAUGUGUUCAGGGAUAGGUUUUUGAGCGGUGGAAAGCACGAUCCCAUUGGCUCGCUUAACUUAUUGACAACCAAUGACCCUUUAUGGGCGGUAGUUCGUCGUCGGCUUACAUCAAUUUUUACUGGAUCGAAAUUAAGAGCUCUACAACCUUUAGUCGACACAAAGUGCAGUCAAUUGAUAACUCGGAUCAAAAACACCGAAGAUUACAGCAAACUCAAUUUGAGACAUUUGUUUGUGGACUACAACACGGAUGUCUUUGGAACAGCUGCGUUUGGCGUUGAGACACACGCUCUACGCACCGGAGAGGAUCCAAUGAGAACUGUUACAGAGGCUUUUAUGAAUUUUGAUUGGUUAAGAGGCCUGGGCUGGAGCAGCAUUUUCUUCUUCCCACAGAUGUCUAAAAUUUUCAAGUUUACGUUAUUCCCAAAAUGGUCGACUGAAUACUUUAAAAACAUAUUUGCUAUUGUAGUCGAACAGCGGAAAGACAAUAUUAUCAAAGACCCUAAGGACCUGGUAGACGCUUUACUGAAAAUGAAGCGAGACGGCCCAGUAAUAGAUGGAGUAGAAAUCACUGACGAUGUAAUCGUAUCAAAUGCUGCAAUAAUGCUUCUAGGAGGAUUUGAAACAUCAGGUUCUGCACUCACUUUUACGUUGUACCAUUUGGCACAUGAGCCAGAAAUUCAACAAAAAAUAUAUGACGAAGUCUCAAAAGUUAUAGGUGAAGAUGGAAAAUUUGAUAUAACGAAACUCAUGGAAUUAACUUACCUAAAUGCAGUCGUCAAAGAGACACUGCGUCUCUACUCCCCAAUGGGUUGGCUCGAUAGAGUAGCGUCUCAAGACUACCAAAUUGAUGAAAAAUUAACAAUAAAGAAGGGUACACCAGUCUAUGUAAACGCUAUCGGCAUGCAAUAUGACCCCGACUACUUUCCAGAACCAUUAAAAUACGACCCAGAAAGGUUUAUGCCAGGAAAUGAAAAGGAUAUUAAACCAUUUACAUAUUUACCAUUUGGCGAAGGACCCAGAAUCUGCAUAGGAAUGAGGUUUGGAUUAAUAUCCGUUCGUCAUGCAAUAUCGAAUUUGAUAAUGAAAUACAAAUUCGAACCAAUACCAGGAGCGCCGAAGCCUUCAGAAGUGGAAUUCGAGAAGAAGGGUCUUUUAUUGGUCCCUGGACAACAUAUGGCCAUUAAUUUUAUACCUAGAGACGUCUAAAACAUUUUGCACAUCAUCCUCCACCACCACCACCAUCUUAAGGGAGCAAAGUAUUCCGAUCUGAUUUACACGUAUAUAUAUAUAUAUAUAUAAAAUAUAUAAGCAGCCGCAAGGAAACAUUAUUUAAAUAAAACUUAAGUGUACUAAUGCUAACCAUAGUUACAGGAUACAUAAAAGUCACUUUAAUAACACAUGAAUUAAAAUAUUUUGAACUUAUAUCGCGUCGUUAUGAGUAUUACAAAUAUGUA